Molecule: messenger RNA, 819 nt
Organism: Penicillium cataractarum
Lineage: Eukaryota; Fungi; Ascomycota; Eurotiomycetes; Eurotiales; Aspergillaceae
Product: ribose-5-phosphate isomerase RKI1
Exons: 2
Coding region: 1-819 (272 amino acids)
Biological process (GO): pentose-phosphate shunt, non-oxidative branch; D-ribose metabolic process
Cellular component (GO): intracellular membrane-bounded organelle
Molecular function (GO): ribose-5-phosphate isomerase activity
Source: RefSeq, a predicted model, not a curated record
AUGGCCGACGCCGUCGAAGCUGCUAAGCGCGCUGCCGCAAAGACCGCCGUCGCGAAUCACUACCCGGAAAACGCUCGCUGGGUCGGCAUUGGCAGCGGUACGACUAUCGUCUACGUCGUCGAGGCUAUCAAGGCUCUCGGUGUCGAUACCUCCAACACCCGCUAUGUGCCCACGGGUUACCAGUCGCGCCAGCUGAUUAUCAGCGCUGGUCUGACGGCUGUUGAGUUUGACGCUAUCCCCGCGGGUACCGUGCUGGACGUCGCAUUCGACGGCGCCGACGAGGUCGACGAUGACUUGAACUGCAUCAAGGGCGGCGGUGCCUGUCUCUUCCAGGAGAAGCUUGUCGCUAUGCAAGCGAAGCAGUUCAUCUGCGUUGCUGACUCUCGUAAACUCCAAUCCCGCCUCCUCACCAACUGGAAAUACAUCCCCAUCGAAGUCGCUCCCAUCGCUGCCUACCGCGUUCUGAACAAACUCCUCGAACUCGGCGCCAUCAACCCCGUCAUCCGCACCAACAAGGACCUCAAGCAAGGCCCCCUCAAGACCGAUCAGGAUUUCUUCCUCAUUGACGCCCCCUUCAAGCCCCUUCUGACCAAGGCCGAUGUCGCCAGUGGCCAGGACGGCUCUGGUAAGGACGGUGUUUGGGAGGUGAAUGCGCUUUCCCGGGAGAUCAAGCAGAUCACCGGUGUCCUGGAUGUGGGUAUUUUCUCGGGUCUGACUGGACCCGAGGCUACCGCUGCUGGUGGGGUUGGUGGUCAGCGGCCUGUUGCAGCGUACUUUGGUAUGCCUGAUGGGUCUGUGUCGGUGCGGAAGGCGCUUUAG